Molecule: messenger RNA, 333 nt
Organism: Triticum turgidum subsp. durum (durum wheat)
Lineage: Eukaryota; Viridiplantae; Streptophyta; Magnoliopsida; Poales; Poaceae
Source: the annotation of a GenBank genome assembly
AUGUUGAUUAUGCGGGCAGAGGGUGGGGGCCUUGGUUUACUCAUCCAGACAGACUGCAGCAUCCAAUUGUGGAAGAUGAAGACUGAUUGUGAUGGUGUUGCUUCAUGGGGGCUUGGAAGAACCACUGAACUGGACAAGCUACUUUCUCUGAAAUCUCAGGAGACUAACAUGUUGAUACCAGGGCUCGAGGAGGAAAAUAAUGUGGUAUUCGUGUGGGCAGAUCACAUCGUCUUAACGGUCCAUCUUGAGUCAAUGAAGUUCAAGAAGCUUUCUGGAACCUACCCCCUUUCUCAUUAUCAUCCAUUCAGAAGUGUCUACGCUGCAGCUAUCUAG